Molecule: messenger RNA, 2482 nt
Organism: Magnolia sinica
Lineage: Eukaryota; Viridiplantae; Streptophyta; Magnoliopsida; Magnoliales; Magnoliaceae
Product: synaptotagmin-2-like
Exons: 12
Coding region: 675-2288 (537 amino acids)
Cellular component (GO): endoplasmic reticulum
Molecular function (GO): lipid binding
Source: RefSeq, a predicted model, not a curated record
AAUUCAAAGCAUAUGAGGCUCUCACCCCCACAAGGAAAUUUUCAAUACGCCAAUGCAGAAUAGUAAAUAGAGCAAAUCCAAAGGGUCGGUUCGAAUUUCCGUCGUUACUAUUGCAGUAACAUUUUCAUCGUUCCCUCUCUCUCUCUCUCUCUCUCUCUCUAUAUCUGAACUGUUCGUUUUCGUUUAAAAACGACUCCAAGCCCCACCACAUGCGUUACCGACAGUUCCCCAUUUCCCCCUUUUUUAUGAGAAAGGAUUGCUGAAUAAAUGCUCUUGAUGAUGGGCCCACCGAUAAAGGCGAUUUAAAUCGAUCUGAGUGGAAGAAGGUUUUCUUUUCUUGGAAUUUUGUAUCUGUGUUUUUUCUUUCCUUUCAAGAAGAGUUGGGAUUUGGGAGCGGACUUUGAGAUGGGUUGUCGGCGUCCAAAGGCAUUUUGAAUCUUUCCAGGAAUAGAAGAAGGGCUUUGGCAUUGUUUGCGAUUUUGGAACUGGGUUUUCUAUUUUGAUGCCGGGGGAGUUGGUGUUUGGAUGUUUUUUGCAAGAGGAAUUGGUGGUGAAAGACGCUUUGGAUUGAUAUGGGAAGAGAAGGGUCUUGGCUUAUUGUGAUUUUAUAUUUGGGGUUUCGAUCUUGAUGCAAGAAGUGUUGAGAUUUGGGUGAUUUUGGGAGAGGAUUUGAGAUGGGUAUUUUGAGUGCUUUGUUUGGUUUUUGUGGAUUUGGGGUCGGGAUCUCUGUUGGACUUAUUGCUGGGUAUUUUCUCUUCAUCUACUUUCAACCCAAUGAUGUUAAGGAUCCUACGAUUCGGCCACUUGUUGAACUAGACUCCCAAACUUUGCAGCGCAUGAUGCUUGAAAUACCAUUAUGGGUGAAAAAUCCAGACUUUGAUCGAAUUGAUUGGCUAAACAAAUUUAUUGAAACUAUGUGGCCUUAUCUGGACAAGGCAAUCUGCAAUACUGCAAAGGAAAUUGCCAAGCCAAUUGUUGCUGAGAAUGUUGCCAAGUAUAAACUUGAAUCAGUUGAAUUUGAAGCCCUAACAUUGGGAACCCUGCCGCCAACUUUUCAAGGGAUGAAAGUUUACACCACCGAUGAGAAAGAGCUAAUCCUGGAGCCAUCUUUAAAAUGGGCUGCAAAUCCAAAUGUCAUUGUUGCAGUUAAAGCAUUUGGACUGAAAGCAACUGUUCAGGUUAUUGAUUUGCAAGUCUUUGCUGUUCCACGUAUUACCCUGAAACCAUUGGUCCCAAGCUUUCCUUGCUUUGCAAAAAUACUGGUGUCUCUUAUGGAUAAGCCACAUGUUGAUUUUGGACUGAAACUUCUGGGGGCAGAUGUUAUGGCAAUUCCGGGUCUGUACAGCUUUGUUCAGGAACUUAUCAAAGAUCAGGUUGCAAACAUGUAUCUAUGGCCGAAGACAUUAGAAGUACAAGUCCUCGAUCCCACGAAGGCCGCUAGGAAGCCUGUUGGAAUUCUCCAUGUUAAGGUUGUUAGGGCAUCAAAACUUAAAAAGAAAGAUCUUAUGGGGAAAUCAGAUCCCUAUGUGAAACUAAGGGUCUCAGACGACAAGCUUUCGAAGAAGACGACAGUGAAGCACAGUAAUCUCAAUCCUGAAUGGAAUGAGGACUUCAAUUUUGUUGUAAAGGACCCUGAAUCUCAAGCCUUGGAAAUCAAUGUUUAUGACUGGGAGCAGGUUGGCAAACACGACAAAAUGGGCAUGAAUGUGGUUCCUUUGAAAGAACUUACCCCUGAAGUGCCAAAAACUUUGACACUCGACCUGCUUAAAAAUAUGGACCCCAACGAUCCUCAAAAUGAGAAGUCACGUGGGCAGCUUGUGCUUGAAGUUUUAUACAAACCUUUUAAGGAGGAGGAUUUGACGAAAGAUUUCAGUGAAGACACCAACGAAGUGCAAAAGGCUCCUGAAAAUACUCCUUCAGGUGGUGGUCUGCUUGUUGUUAUUGUUCAUGAAGCUCAGGAUCUUGAGGGAAAGCACCACACAAAUCCAUAUGUAAGGAUCCUUUUCAGAGGAGAGGAGAGGAAAACUAAGUACAUGAAGAAAAACAGAGACCCGAGAUGGGAAGAGGAGUUUCAGUUUAUGCUGGAUGAACCACCUGUUAAUGAUAGAAUGCACAUAGAAGUCAUGAGUAGACCACCAAGUAUUGGCAUUCAUUCAAAGGAAGCUCUGGGCUAUGUUGAUGUCAGCCUCGCUGAUGUUAUCAGCAACAAACGCAUCAAUGAGAAGUACCAUCUCAUUGAUUCAAAGAACGGAAGGCUUCAAAUCGAGUUACAGUGGAGAACAUCAUGAAAGCAUAUUUGGACUCAAUCGGGACUAGUUUUUGUUGUUUGGGCAAAAACUCAACUGGCUGGCUGGACAAAACAUAUUCCAUCGUUUUUAUGAUUCCAACUUUAAAUUGCUUUUAGUGCAUGGUAUAAUAAUUGGAAAAGAAUCCCUGUAAAUACAUGCCACUUAUUUGUUUGAACCUUCAAAUCCUUCUUUUU